AUGGCAAUCAUAUAUCUCAAUGCUUGUGGGCUAACUAUUAAUGAUGAUGUGAGAAGAACUAGUAUAUGUUCUAGACAUUUUAAAGCUGAAGAUAUUUGUCAAUCUAAUAUUUUUGGAAUUGUUAAAUCUUCGAUAAAACGUAAUGCAGUUCCUUCAAUUUAUGUUAAAAAUCCAAUCAAUAUUAAUACAAGUAAUAAACCUCAGUCAAACACUCCAUUAUCAGAUCUAUUUAAUGGGAAUGGAGUUUUCCAUCCAUUAUCAUAUAUUUUGGAAAAAAGUUCAGAAAAGUCCUUAAGUCAAUGUCAAAAACGUAAAUUUUUCGAGCCCAGUUAUGUUAGUGAAAUUUCAUCAACAGAUUUUUCGACACCCAAAAAGGCUAAAAUAACCAUUGAUUUAAUUAAAAAAACUGAUAAAAGAAAAACAGAAAAAAUAAAACGUCUACAGAGACAAACUAGAAAUCUCCAAAAAAAAGUUGUAUCUUUGAAAGAAUUAAUAAACCAUCUUAAAGACAAGCGUACGUUAAAAGAUGAAAGUGGUGAUGCUCUAAAGCUUCCCUGCUGUAUAAAAGCUUGUAAUAAUCAAGCUAAAAUACAACAUCGAUUUCCGAAUCCGGAAAAACAUCGCAAGAGAUUCGACGAAUGGUUAAGAAUCAUCGGAGACAGGUCCCUUCAAGAAAUGAACCCUUAUAAAGUUUACGAGGGAAAAAGAAUAUGUCAUAACCAUUUUGAGAAAGAUUAUUUUUCAAGUACGUCUUCCAGACUCCACAGAAAUGCCUUUCCAUCGCUUCUUCUCAACAGACAAGAUACUUCGGCUUCAGUAGAUAUAUUGGAUGAGCAUAGUUAUGCAAAUAUUCAUGAAAUUACAAGAUUUCUGAAUAUUCCAAAAUGUAUUUAUGAAGAUCAUGACUAUGCAGGCGCUUAUGAAAAUAGAUGAUAUCCAACAAAUAAUCGCCAUCGUGCAUUCAAUAAUCAUAUUUCUAAAGAUAAAAGGCUUCGUCAGGAAUAUUGUUGCUUCAAGAAACACCAGAACUGUUAAAAAUGGCCUUCUAUUUACCCAGAACCUUUCUGUGAUGAAGGAAAAUACUCUUAUAAUAAAGAGAUUUGGAAAAGGGGGGAAACUAAAAGGGGAGCACUCUUCUGGUGCCUUUCUGGACUGGAUUACCCCAAGAAGUACCUUCGAAACGAUCUAAUCCAGAUCUUCUUGUUAGCGUCUUCUUUUAAUGUUGCAGUGCAAUGUAACUUUAAUUAUUUAUCCAUUUAAUAUAAAAUAAAAUUU
Messenger RNA from Diorhabda sublineata, 1275 nucleotides. RefSeq lists its product as uncharacterized. The record is from RefSeq and is a predicted model, not a curated record. NCBI's taxonomy places the organism in Eukaryota, Metazoa, Arthropoda, Insecta, Coleoptera, Chrysomelidae. The transcript has 6 exons. Bases 1 to 933 code for a protein of 310 amino acids.